Molecule: messenger RNA, 951 nt
Organism: Alternaria atra
Lineage: Eukaryota; Fungi; Ascomycota; Dothideomycetes; Pleosporales; Pleosporaceae
Exons: 3
Coding region: 1-951 (316 amino acids)
Molecular function (GO): catalytic activity
Source: RefSeq, a predicted model, not a curated record
AUGGCCAGCACGGUCAAAGUCGCAGUUACCCAGCACGAGCCUAUAUGGCUUGAUCUUGCUGCCACAUUGGAUAAGACGUAUCAGCUGAUUGAGGAAGCAGCAAGCAAUGGAGCGAAGCUGGUUGUGUUUCCCGAGUGCUGGAUCCCCGGGUAUCCAGCUUGGAUAUGGGCGCGCCCACUCGAUCCGCAACUAGCAUCGCAGUAUAUCAAGAACUCUCUCUCGUACGAAUCCCAGGAAAUCGGCAAGAUCUGUUCAGCAGCAAAAACGUCCAAUAUCGCCGUCGUCCUUGGCUUCUCUGAAAAUGACAAUUACAGCCUUUAUAUUUCUCAGUGCAUUAUAUCUUCAGGCGGUGAGAUUAUAAUGAAGCGCCGAAAACUUAAGCCGACACACAUGGAGCGCACUGUCUUUGGCGACGGGGGCGGGCCUAGCCUGAACAACGUUGUCGACGUUGAAGGCGUAGGUAAAGUUGGGGCGUUGGCUUGCUGGGAGCACACACAACCGUUGUUGAAAUACCACACAAUCAGCUUGAGGGAGCAGAUACAUACUGCAGCAUGGCCUCCAAUCCAUCAAUUCGUCGAGGGAAGCGAAGGGCUAUUCAGUAUGAGUGCGGAAGGCUGCGCAGCGCUGUCUCAAGCGUAUGCGAUGGAGUCCUCGGCCUUUGUUCUGCACUGUACCACGGUCAUGACAUCGGCGGGCAUUUCUGCGCAUCGUUCGGAAGGCAAUCCGGUAAUGGGGCACGUUGGUGGUGGCCAUUCUGCAGUAUAUGGUCCGGAUGGUAGACGGCUCACUAAGUCGUUGCCGCCUGAUCAGGAAGGCUUCAUCUAUGCAGAUCUACCGAUGGAUAUGCUAGUCAGCAUGAGACACUUCGCUGACCCGGUUGGGCAUUAUUCGAGACCGGAGCUACUUUGGUUAGGUGUCGAUACGAGCGAGAAGAAGCAUGUUCGAACAUAG